GUGUUAAGUUGUUUCUAGCCUUCCCUUGAAGUUAUGUUACGACAAGUUUUACAUAUGAAAUAAAUUUCUAACAUAUUUGUAAACACUGUUAAUAAUAAUUACAAAUACCAGGAUUUAUAACACAUGUUUAAAAUGACAAGCGCGUGAAUAAUGAUCAAACCGAAAAUCUGCUAUUUUAUUAAAAUGCCAGAAACUACUUUAUUACAACAUUUCGCGAUGUAAACAAUAGGCACUGUCACUGUAGAAAGUUUUUGGCAAUGAGAGAUUAACGGUAAAGCAUUGUCUCUGGUAAAAGAUACCAUUUAUGUCCCAUUUUGAUUUGCAAAACAAUUAACCUGUCAUUAGAAUGGCAAGCAAGCGAUCAACUGUAACAUGGAAAAUUCCAGCCAAGAGCAAUGCCAAAGAUGACAUCUAUCAAAAAGACCGUAUUUCUGUGACACGUGAAAUACAAGAGCAUUCCUACUCUGACACAUUUAUGAGUGACUCAUAUUCAGAUACUUUUGUUAGUUCAUCAAUGACUCGCAGUCAAAAUGGAAACAGUGAAACUGAAAAUGGGAAACCGUUGUCAAGCAAAAGUAAAUUAUUUUCUAGCAAUUUUCUCUACGCUAAAACUAAGCAUGAACAAUCCAUUUCAGUUGAAGAGUCAUCAAUACAAGAAGCUACACACUUGGAAACAGCACGAAAUGUAACAGAUGCACUAGAAACAGUCCAAGAAAUAAGUUAUCGGACAGAAGACUUUGAGUCGUUCACAGGAACUGAUAUCUCUGAUACACAUCCACCUUCCAACACAUUUACCUCGUAUACCAAUACCUUUGAAUCUGAAUAUACUGACACUUUUGAAUCUGAAGAGCGAACCAAUGCAGAUUCAAAGGUAGAGUUGUCUGAUGAGUCUGAAAUCAAGCCAUCAAUAUCAAAUUCAUACAGGACAAGAUGUGAAGAUGAUGAAAACCUUCUUGAUCAAUCAUAUAUAGCCCCUGGUUUUAAUGGAAAAUUAUUGCCUGGUGAAGACGAAGAUACAGAUGAGGGAGAGACACUUGCGGACGAUUACAGCUAUAGCUUCACCUUUGAACCAACUGUUACACAUCAAGAAUCCGGGGCAUCUUAUGAACUGAGUUUGUUAAGCGGUGAAGAUGCCAUAGCAGCAAAAAAGUUCUUGCAAUCACAGGUUAGAAACUUGAGACAGAAGCAUGAGGACCCUAAAGGAUUGCAGUUAGCAUCAAUGGAUAUAGACGAUGAUGAUGAUGAAGUGGAAGAUCCAUACUUGAAGCAUUACUGCAAGAAGAAAGUGAAGCUCCUGAAGACAAAAAGGGCACAACCUGAGUGCUUGCCAGCCAAGCUGGAACCCAUAGCUCAUCCACUGUCCAGACCAGCUUUUAUGGGAGAGAGCAUAGAGGAAUAUGGGGUACCUGAAACUGUUAUGGAGAGAGCUAGGCUGAACAGGAUCAUGGCAGCCAUGAGCAAGGCAGCCAAAGAAGAUUUUCAUGAGCCCAGAAAAUGCCAGGAGUGCAGCUUGAAGAAACAGGAGCUAGACCUUGAAGAUGCUCAGCGACAAUUUGUGAGGGCUCAUACAAUGAGACUGAAGAACAAGGCUAUGGAUAACAGAGUGGAGGAACAUCUUCUCAAAAUGAACACUGUAUCAAUGGUGGCAGAGCUGGCCAGAGAAUUACCCAGACAUUCUGACAGACCAGAGCAAGUGAUGGACAGACUGUUGGAACCCUUGCUGGGCAAAAAUGUCAUGAGAUAGAACCAGAAAUUAUCAGUGAUGGACAGAGAGCAAGAAUCCUUGCUGGGGAAAAUGUCAUCAUGACAUGAGAUAGAACCAGCAAAAUUAUCAGUGAUGGACAGACAGCAAGAACUCUUGCUGGGCAAAAAUGUCAUGAGAUAGAACCAGCAAACAUUAUCAGUGAUGGACAGACAGCAAGAACCCUUGCUGGGCAAAAAUGUCAUGAGAUAGAACCAGCAAACAUUAUCAGUGAUGGACAGACCGCUAGAACCCUUGCUGGGAAGAAAUGUCAUGAUAUAGAACCAGGAACAAGAUAAUGUCACCUGCACACAAGACUAGGUAGAGCCAUAUUCUGUGAAAACUGGGCUAAAUGCAUAUGCUUAAUGUGUAGUAACAUAUUAGCCCGUGAAGUCCGCACAGGCUAAUCAGGGACAACACUUUAUGCCUACUCUGAAUUUCUGUUGAGAAGAGCCUUGCUUAAAACAAAAAUAUCAAUAAAAGCGGAAAGUGGUGUCCCUGUUUAGCCUGUGCAGUCUGUACAAGCUAAACAGAGAAACACUUUACACACAUUGAUAAAAAUGUGCUCACAUAUGGAUAUUUUAAAACGGACAUAUAUGGCCCAGUGUAGAUAUUUUUUAUUUAUUAGUCACGUGACACUAUUUCCCACUAAUUGUUUAUAUUUUGUGAGGCACUGAAACUGAUAUGUAUGAAAACAAAAAAUGUAUAUAUACAUUUACUCGUUGGUGUUUUAUUAUAUUUUUCAACCAUAUAAAUAUAUUUAUACAUAUGGUUGAAAAAUAUAAUAAAACACCAACGAGUUUACCUUCAAAAACAGUGGAUCCUAUGAGGAUACAAGAACAAUUAGAAAUAAGUAUAUAUAUUUCUAACAGUGUAAACAAGAAAUAUCUUUUAAAAAGAUAUACGGCGUUGAUUGUGGUUGCAGUUUAUGAAAGGUAAAGAGUUCAAUGAAUGAGAUCAAGGAUGGCGAAUGUCUUUUUCUGUGCAGUUCUUAGCUGCAUCACACGCAGUACGGGAUGUUACGCGGAGUUUUCGCGGCUUAUUUUACAUUAUUACAUAUUGCUGGUCAUAAACCUAUAGAUACAAAACAGAAAACCAAAAGAUGAAUGGAAGUGAAAUUAAAACAUAUGAGUCAACCGGCCACACGCAAAGUAUCCGUACAUAUUUUAAAUAUUUAUACGCGCGUUCUUCGAACAAACCUGUUUUAGUGGUUUUUCGGGCAUUGCUAUUUGAUUGGAUUAUUAACAGUAUCGAAAAUCAUCGCGCGCAUGCUUAAUACAUUAGUCAAUAUGGUGGAAAAAUUCUUGUUAAAUUAAUAUUAAAAAUAAUAUUUAUCAUGGUAUUGUUGAAAACACAUUAAGAAUUAUUAUUGACAUACCAUAAUUAUAUCGCUGGAUAUCUUCAUUUAACAUCUUUCAUAGAAAAUUCCAGUUCACCUAGUUCACGCAAUAGCGUCUUUAUUAUAUAACGAUUAUUUUACUGGCCGCGAACUCCGGUCAGCACAUAAGGUAGUCGUGAAGACGCAGUGAUGACCUGUAUCUGACCCUGAUACCUCGCGGGUUGAAAUGCAAUGCAUUAAAGUGAGGCCUCGCUUCCACUGCUCUUUAUACUUUUACAUGUUAACAUGUUGACAGGAAUAUGGAAGUUAGUACUAAAUAUGAGAACAUAGCCCUUAAGUACAAACGUUAUGGCGCAGGCAAUCCUCUAAAAAUAAAAGGUGCACGCAUAAACUGUAUUGAUGUCGAGAUUGACUGCUCUAUCUAUUUAGCCUUUUUAUUAGAGAUAAAAUUGUUUAAUGCUGAACACGCAAUAAAACAGUGUUACAAAGACGCGGACAUGUUUCCAAUGUUCUGGUCGUAUGCUCAAAUUAGCCUAUGGGAUAAAUGAAGUGUAUUCAUUCUGACCUAGCCGCCGGAAAUUUUAUUUGAAUUUUAUUGGACAGUUACAAAGGUCAGGUAAGGUGAAAAGCUGACGAUACAGCUACGCCGAAAAAAGAGUAUCUUAUACCCUAGCGCUUUCGGCUAAACGUCUUCUUCAGGGCUGUAUACAGAUAUGAGUUAACAAUUAUCCAGUGCGAAUGCACAGUAGAACCAUUGUCUUGUAAACACCUGCAGCCACAGAAAACAACUUCACGCUGAUUUAAGCCAUGUGUUUUAGACUGGCGCCCGCGAUGUUUAUGAUAUCGAUGAAAUUGUAAAAAUUGAAGUUAACUUUUUGGCAUUCAGUCUUGUAUUUAUAGCUAUGUGUCGUUUUUAUUUUGUAUAUUUGUUUAUUUACGCAUAUUGAAAUUGUGUUAUACACUGACGCCCGUGAUAUUUAUUAUAUCGAUGUAAUAUUAAAAUUUGAAGUAAU
This is a messenger RNA of Dreissena polymorpha, 4093 nucleotides long. RefSeq lists its product as uncharacterized. The transcript is spliced from 8 exons. Lineage: Eukaryota; Metazoa; Mollusca; Bivalvia; Myida; Dreissenidae. The record is from RefSeq and is a predicted model, not a curated record. The coding region runs from base 347 to 1744 and encodes 465 amino acids.